Tyto alba (common barn owl) is the source of this 2773-nucleotide messenger RNA. RefSeq names its product signal recognition particle 9 (gene SRP9). Gene Ontology annotation, molecular function: 7S RNA binding. Gene Ontology annotation, cellular component: signal recognition particle, endoplasmic reticulum targeting. The transcript has 3 exons. Gene Ontology annotation, biological process: SRP-dependent cotranslational protein targeting to membrane; negative regulation of translational elongation. Lineage: Eukaryota; Metazoa; Chordata; Aves; Strigiformes; Tytonidae. The record is from RefSeq and is a predicted model, not a curated record. Bases 67 to 327 code for a protein of 86 amino acids.
CGCAGGUCCCGCUUUCGACGCCAUCUUUCCGCCGGCGCGGGAGCGGAGCGCGGCGUCGGCCUCGCCAUGCCGCACUACCAGACCUGGGAGGAGUUCACGCGCGCUGCUGAGAAGCUCUACCUCGCCGACCCCAUGAAGGUGCGGGUUGUUCUCAAAUAUCGACAUUGUGAUGGGAACCUCUGUAUCAAAGUAACGGAUGAUGUAGCUUGUUUGCUGUAUAGAACAGACCAGGCGCAAGACGUAAAGAAGAUCGAGAAAUUCCACAGUCAGCUAAUGCGACUUAUGGUGGCUAAGGAAUCCCGCAGUGCUGCCAUGGAAACAGACUGAACUGCUGAAAAUAAAAUGAGUGCUCCGGUCAUAUUUCACUGGAAGAAAACAUCUCUUGGAUUUGAACAAAUACUGGGACAGGAGAUGCUUUUAUGUACCGAAGUGGACUGAUGGCAAGUCUGAAGCAUUUUUCCCCCCAGACUCUGCUUUGGAAAACUAGGAAAAUAAAUGCUUUCAAUUGAAAGCUUAUAUUUAUUUUUGGGAAUCAAACAAGAAAUUAUUCUUACACGUUAGGUAUGCUAAGAAGACAAGUAAAUAUUUUAAAUCUACGGUACUUUAGUCUGAAUUUGAUGGGCCACAAGCACAUUUCUGGAAAGUUACUAUAAAAUGCCAUAUAGAUUUCAUUGUGUUCAUACCUUAUGCUGGUGUAUCCUCACAGUGAGAAGGUUUAUUAACCCAACUAAUACUGUAGCAUGAUGACUGGAUCUAAUAAAUAUUUACAUAAAUUAUAUAUAUCACUGGGGUUUAGAAGAACAGGUGUUUUCUGAACUGAAAUGUUGAAAUUGCCAAUUCGUACUAGCACUGUUACUGGCCUUUAGUAUUGAUCUUGAUCAUAAGAUGUGCAACACUAUCUGUGAUACAGUUUGUAGAACUGUUACAUUGGCUAAUUAAACUUCUGUAUUUUGAAAAUUAAAGUAAAACUUUGCUUAAAGAUUGCUAGAGAUUGGUGAGAAACUGGGAACUUCUUUUCUGCUUAUUCAAAUACUGUUACUAAAAAGUAGUCUGGCUUUUUUCCAUACUUGAACUAUUUUAUACUACCAGGGGGAUGUUCUCCCAUCCGUGCUUCAGGCAGAGAUAAAGUAUAUCAGCAAGACAAAUUCUAGAAGCUCUUGCCUAUUAUGUUGAUAGAAAAAAUGCAACCAAACACUACCCAGCUUCCUUAUCUUAGCAGCUUGGUAACUGUGCAUUUUCAAAUGUUACAUGUGGCAGAUGGAUGUCAGCCAAUUGAAUAAAUGGAUGAAAACCAGCUUAAUAAAUACUUAAAUACCACUGUCAAAAAUAGACCAGUGCUCCUGUGGCUUAGACUUGUUUCUCAUUGUUACCUCUGGUAGGGUGAUGGAAGUCUUCAUUGUCUCUUGCAAAGCUUUUUGCUUGAAAGCCCAGUAGCUGAAAUUGAUACUUGCUUUGACUAGAUCUCGCAUACUUAAAAACAUGAAUAUUUUAAUGUAAUUAUACUAUUGGUAUAACUAGACUUUUCCAGGACUAGUGUUUUGGGUUAAACCAAGCCACAAAAGUAAAGCAGAACCAUACAACGACUUGUCUGUAGUGGCAUUUAGAUAUAACAAGUCAAUCUACUUAAAUAGCUACUUGCUGUCACUUACAUUAAAAAUAAUUGAGCUACUUGGAAGCAGUGGAGUUCCUACAUUUGCCAAGGGCUCAGAAUAAAACCCAGCCUUGAAUAUUGUAUUAGAGUACCCUUUCAGCUGAACAUAUAAUUGUUGGCAAAUACUGUAGUGCUAAAUUCCCAGUGACUACUCAAAUUCUGGUCUACGUGAGUGACUGGUAUGUAUGUAACACUUUUCUUCUUGUAUUGGCUUUUGAAAUGCAAAUAAAUCCAGAGAGAAAGCUAAACUUUGUUGAUAGUUAAACUUUAAUAAGAUACUGUAAUGCUGAAAAUUUUCCCUGAUGCUCCAAAUUAUUUUCUUAAUAUUUGCAAUAUAGUAUAUUAAGUAGUUAAACCAUUUUUGUCUAAAGCACUGUUCUGCAGUGUGAAUGGUUGCUACACAAAGUCAUACAAGCAAAGAUUUAAGCUGUUAAGUUGGCAGGUGAAAAGGCUGCCACUAUUUUAGUGUAAUUUUUGGGCUUCUCUUUUAUAAAUUGGUUUGGUGUGUAGAUGUUUUGUGUGAGCUCAGGUACAGAAAGACUUCAGUGGUACUUACUUGUGCAUGGAGGAUGUAAGUAGAGAGCAGGCUGCAGACAGACUUGGUGUACCAAGUGGCUGAAAGGCUUGAGCUGUCUACUUAAGCAGGUUUUAGAGGGGGGACACUUGUCUAGUGGACGGGGGCAAUUUAUAUUAGAGUAUCAGCUGUCAGGCAAAAGAGGCAGGGAAAUGGAUUUUUAGUUUUCUAAAUUCAGAAAUUAUUUCUGUAAAACCGUAAGGAAACAUUAAUGCUGCUUUCUUAAGAGUAUGUGUUGUUUAAGCUUGUUCUCCAUAUACUCACAGAAAAACUAGGGCAGUUCUGUGCAGUCAUAAUACAUGAGAAUACUGAUAAAGCAACUGCUUAAAAAAAAAAAAAAAAAAAAGCUUUUGGAAAUGUCUUCAGAAAAAGGUGCUUUUUGACUUUGUCCUGGAAUUUUCAGCAACUUCAAUACUGUGUUCAUGGGGUGGUAGAAAAGCUGUGAACUCAAAGCUCUUCUUUUUUGUGCUUAUACUCUUGCUGAGGGUGUGCGUGUGUGCAUAUGUGCACUGACCACUUCCUAAUAAACUUCACAGUGAGUGAAUCCA